AAACUUUGCACCAAAGAUGAAGAACGUCUUUCCAAAAUUCGCUCUCAAACAAUACAGCACCUACAUCGCAAUCAUUGUGAUAUUUAUUCACAAUGUUGUGCUUGACAGGGAUUUGGAGUGCUCAUGCCGACAACAAGCUCUAAACUGCAGUGUAUACAUGGCUCUACCGUGUUUGAUUAUAUUUGUUUUACAACUCUGGAUGGACAAGACUAUUCAGAGAACCUGUGGAUAUAGGUGCACAUUUUUCUGUGUUUUCUUGUGUAACAUUUUUAAGGCAGCUUUCAUUGGUCUGCUGUGGGUUGUAUCUGUGUUAAUCGAUGGAGACUGGUUUGUUUGCUGUUGGAAUGAUCAUUCUGACAAACAGGCACAGUUAGCCUGCAAAAACAAAAACAAGAUAAACCUGACACUCGAUGAACACUCAAUCAUCGCUGAACUGAAAAACAAGUCCAUGUUCAUCGGCCUCUGUCUGCUCUUCUGUGCCCUUUGUGUUGCUGCCUUAAUGUCACCAUUUGGAUGGAUGAAAUGCUUUUGGAAAGAUUGUUGUAAGAGAGACUGUUGUUAUGAAUGUUGGAAUGAUUGUUCCGACAAAGGAAUUCUAUAUUACAAAGUGAUUUUGGACGAGGAGGAAACUGUACUGACAGAGAUUUUGACAAAGGCAGCAAAAGACAAGUUGACUGAAGCAAUCAAGAACAAAAUAAAAGGAAACGACUGGAGAGAGUGUUUUAAUGUGGCUAAAGAACUGAUUGGAAAUAAACCUGAAAUAAAAGACAAGACAACCAGUGCAACACAAACUGGAACAGAAGUAGAACCAACAGGACAAGCAAGAGGACCACAAAUGCAG
Messenger RNA from Morone saxatilis (striped sea-bass), 841 nucleotides. RefSeq lists its product as uncharacterized. The record is from RefSeq and is a predicted model, not a curated record. Lineage: Eukaryota; Metazoa; Chordata; Actinopteri; Moronidae.